AGCAUUCCUAUCAGCUGUGAUCAGCUGUUGUACGAACUCAUGUAAAUGUAUAACAGUAGUGUCCUCCGUAGUGUCAGUUAAAAUAGCACUACACGUAGUCUAAAACGAAAUUUUUAUUUUCGUAUGUUUAUGAAUAAACAUUUAAUUAAAUUCUAAAAUAAAAGAGAAAAGUGUGAGAAGACUCUUGCACUGUUAAAAAAUGUUUAGUACUAAGUCCUUCGAUGUUGUGAGUUUUAACUCGGAAUUGUCUACCGCAAAAUCAGAGACAACUGCAAAUGUUCAGACCACAGAUAUAAUUUCUACUGAUGAUUAUGUACAAACUACAGAAACAAGAAGUAUUGGGAUUCAAACAACAAAUGAACAAAAGGCAAAUGCACAGGUAGAUUAUGAUAAACUGGCAAAUUUCUUAAAACGAGUUACACCAGGAAUUCUGGAAGCUCUUGAUGAAGCUUAUGGUACAAGUGCAUUUGAUGACUAUGAUCCUAAUAUUAAAGAAGCUUCUUCUGUCAAUAUAGAAUUAUUAAAAAAAAUAAGCACUUCAAAAGAGUCAGAUGCUCAGAUCAAAGUAAGCGAUUUAUCAUGGAGUACCGUUGGUGGAACAUUAGCAGUUGGUCACAGCCAUAUUUAUCACGAAGCAUGGUGUGAUCACCUUUCUACAGUUCAGUUGUAUAAUCUUACAACAGAAGAUAACUUUAUGGAUGCACCCACCAAAACGUUAGAGACAAAUGGAUGUGUCACGACAUUAUGUUAUCACCCAACAGAACCUUCUAUUUUAGCAGCUGGAUUGUCUAAUUGGGAAGUACUAGUCUGGAAUCUUAGAAACGAGGAUUCAGUUACACCUACACACGUAUGCACACAUAGUGAUUGUGUAUCUCAAGUGUGCUGGAGACCAAGAUCGGUGAAUGACGUGACUCUGUUGUUGAGCUCCAGCAAAGAUGGAUAUGUACUGAUUCACAAAUUGACGGCUAAUUUCACGACUGUUCAGCUGUUCAAACGCUUCAAAAUAGUCAAGGAACGUAAUCCAGUGGAAAAUGCUAGACCACGCAGCGCGGGUGGCACACGCGAACGCGCCGCGGAAGCAGGAUUAUGUAUUACGAGUUUUGACUUUUCUCCACAUCACCCUAGUAUAUUCGUCGUCGGAACAUUAUGUGGUGGAAUCUACAAAUGCAGUUUGGACAGUGUAACUCCCAUUGAAGGUGAUGCUUCACUGAUAGAUCCCAUAAUCGACGAGUACGAAAGACAUGGAGGUGGUAUUACCUGCAUUAAAUGUUCACCGUUACGUAAUUUUUUUGUUAGCAGUGCUACGGAUAAAGAAAUUCGUAUAUACAAUCUCGAUGAGCACAUCAACCAGCAAACCAUUUCCGUUGACGAUACGGUCGUGGGAUUAACAUGGAUGAUUGGCAAUCAAGACAUAUUCGCAGCAUAUGGAGCAGGCGCGUCUAUAAAAUUCCACAACAUCACGAAUGGUAAAACCGUGACGUGUGCGAAACUCCAAGUGACUGGCAGAGAGAGCAUCAGCAGUUUACGCGUCAAUUCCAAAAGAGAUAUGCUGGCUAUUGGAGACGGUCGAGGGAACAUUGAAAUCUGGAAAUUUCCACGACGUCUGUUUUGAACAAGAUAGCUGCGACUGACGCAAUUACUUAACGUGAUUUUUGCUGAAUUUACUGACGUUGCUAUAUAUGCUUUAUUACACGUAACACAUGUAAUCGUUUUUACUGAAAUAAAUUAUUCAAAAAGCUGGAUUCUA
This is a messenger RNA of Odontomachus brunneus, 1747 nucleotides long. RefSeq names its product WD repeat-containing protein 34-like. Gene Ontology annotation, cellular component: ciliary plasm; cytoplasmic dynein complex. The record is from RefSeq and is a predicted model, not a curated record. The transcript has 9 exons. Gene Ontology annotation, biological process: intraciliary transport. Gene Ontology annotation, molecular function: dynein light chain binding; dynein heavy chain binding. Lineage: Eukaryota; Metazoa; Arthropoda; Insecta; Hymenoptera; Formicidae. The coding region runs from base 200 to 1612 and encodes 470 amino acids.